Acanthoscelides obtectus is the source of this 243-nucleotide messenger RNA. The record is from the annotation of a GenBank genome assembly. Lineage: Eukaryota; Metazoa; Arthropoda; Insecta; Coleoptera; Chrysomelidae.
AACAUGAUGAGAGAGAUCGAAGAACUAGCUGCUUUUAAGACAUCUUUGGGCUAUGUUCUAUGAUAAUUGAGUAUCAAUACAUCAGACAUCAGUGUUUUAGUAACAGGACUGUAUUUUAGAAAAUGAUGAGAGAGAUCGAAGAAGCAGAUGCAUCUAAGACGUCUUUGGGCAAUGUUAUGCUAUAUCUGAAUAUCAACACCUUAAUCAGACAACUGCUGUUUUAGUAACAGAAUUAUAUUCAAG